AUGUUCAAUGCCUGCUGCUGUGCUGACUCUGGUCGGCAACUGUCGCAGCACGCCGGCGAAGUCGCCGACGAGGCAAGCGCGAGCCGGCGGUCCGCCCCUUUGACUUCGAUCAACGUGCGAAACGAUAGCUUCAAAAAUCAGAACGGCGAUGCCAAUGAUGAUGAGGCAAGCCGGGAGAAGUACCUCACCAGUAUGCGCAAAGACGAGGUGCGGGGUCUGCAUCCCGUCGUUGCUGAAGCGGCAGAUAUACUCGGGGGCCUUUCCGAUUGGCAGCGGAGUUGGUGCACGGAAGAGGUGGUUUCGAUAUACGAGCGUGGGCGCCCGGGAGAUGUGCCAGCAGCGGGGCAACUUCUGGCCAAGGCUUUGCGCUGGCGUCAGCAGCACGAGGACAUCCUCGUUGGCAGGCGACUGCCAAAGUGGGUUCAUGAUUGUCGGGUCCUGACUCACGGUGACGAAGGGCAUCCCUUAGUGUACGUGUGCAUGCGACAUCAAACCACUUUCUGCAAUUCCAACGACGUGGAACAUUUUGCAGUCGUCAUGGAGGCCGCAGUGAAGGAGAUGCCUCCCACUGCGCAGCAGGUUGACUGGAUCAUGGAUUUUCAUGGUGCCGACUUCCGGAAUCAUCUCGAUCCGAGGGUUAUGAUAUCGAUCGGGGAAAUGAUGCAACAACCUUAUCGAGAUCGACUGCGAUCUGUGAUUCUGGUGGAUUUUCCGUUCAUACUUCGGCCUAUGAUGAAUAUUGCUCUGCCCUUCCUGCCGGUGAAAACGCGAAACAAAGUGUAUCGUCUUUCUGCCGACGCCGCAGUUAACCAGAUCAAGGAGUUUCAAGGACACCGCGCAGCUCAGAUUGUCCAGCAGGUAGUGCGGGAGAAUCGCAACGACACUGGUCCUGGCGCUUUGCCUAAAUCCUUGCCAAGCGAGACCCACUUCUGGAAAAGUGUGAACGUCGGCACUGACCGUCUUGGAUCGCUGGCCGAGUCCGAAACCAAAGGAGAGCAGUCGCGUGUGUGGUGUGCCCGUCGAAGUCGCGAGCUUGGAUGA
Molecule: messenger RNA, 1041 nt
Organism: Symbiodinium sp. CCMP2592
Lineage: Eukaryota; Dinophyceae; Suessiales; Symbiodiniaceae
Source: the annotation of a GenBank genome assembly